This is a messenger RNA of Cordyceps militaris CM01, 1857 nucleotides long. Its product is annotated as C6 transcription factor, putative. Gene Ontology annotation, biological process: positive regulation of transcription by RNA polymerase II. The record is from RefSeq and is a predicted model, not a curated record. The coding region runs from base 1 to 1857 and encodes 618 amino acids. Gene Ontology annotation, cellular component: nucleus. The transcript has 3 exons. Gene Ontology annotation, molecular function: transcription cis-regulatory region binding; zinc ion binding; DNA-binding transcription factor activity, RNA polymerase II-specific. Lineage: Eukaryota; Fungi; Ascomycota; Sordariomycetes; Hypocreales; Cordycipitaceae.
AUGGUGAACCAGCGCAGCAAGUCCGGCUGCUGGACCUGCCGGCUACGGCGCAAAAAGUGUCCCGAGGACGGCAUGCCGUGCUCCAACUGCAAGGCGCGCGGCGUCGUCUGCCACGGCUACGGCCCACGUCCGGCCUGGAAAGACCGCGGGCAGCGCGAGCAGGAGGAGGUCGACCGGCUCCAGCUCCGGCGCCGGUCGCAGCAGACGCGCUGGCACGCGCAGCAGCUCUUCCAGCAGCAGCAUCCGGAGCGUCCCCCUUACGCGGCGCAGGAAGCGUCCCAGGCGACGCCGGCGCACGACGACGACGACGUCUGCUUGUCGCCCUCGCUCGCUUUAGCCUCCCCCGACGAGACGGCGCUGGGGCCGUCGCCGCCGCCGUCGACGGACGCGCGCGAGGAGAGCGCCGACGAGUACGACUUCUCCGCCAUGCUGGAUCUGCAGCUCAGCCUGCCCAGCCUGCACACGCCGCCGUCCGUCAUGUCGGGGCUGUGGGCGAGCGGCGUCGACGGGCUGUUGGUGUCGACGCCGGCCCUGUUCGACGCCUCGUCGGCGACGACGCUCAACAGCCAGGGCUCGGGCUCGCAGGGGGACGCCGCGUACUCGGCGCUGCCGGCGGCGGCACUCGGCGCCGCCGCCGCCUCCUUGCACAUCAGCGCGCUGCAGGAGCGCGAGAUUGAGCUCAUGAUGCAGUUUCUCGGACACGACUUUGGCAGGCUGCACCCCCGCGCGCAGGCCUGGUCCAUGACGGACAAGGCCUGGCUGCUGUGGCUCCUGCAUCGGUCGCCGACCUUCUUCUACACGGCGCUCAGCACGAGCGCCUACUUUGCGUUCCUCCAGACGCCGCCGCACGACGGCCGGCGCACCGAGCAUUUUCGCGAGUACGACCACUUCCGGAACAGAGCCAUGGAGCGCUACUGCCAGCUCCUCGACGCCGGCUGCCGGGGGGGCGUGCAGGGGGGGUCGGUCGGCUGGCAGACGCGCGAGACGGUGAUAUGCAGCGUGCAGCUGGCCAUGCUCGAGGCCCUGAGUGAGAACUUGAACGCCACUCUGACAUAUCUGGACUCGGCCUCGGACGCGCUGGCUAAGUGCUCCGAGGACCUCGUGUACAUGGGUGAGCUCUCGCCGACCAAGCCGGCCGCUGUCCCCGCGGCCUCCCGCAUGGAGCGUCGAACCGUCGAGUUCUUCACCUACAGCUUGAUCCGGGUGCAUGUCCUGCACUGCUCGUCCUGCCACGCCAUGCCCGCCGCCGCGAGCCUCUACCGCCGUCUGCUUUCCUCGGGCCUGUCGGGCGACUCGUUUUUUCACGUCGCCGGCUUCCAGGCGUGGGCGCUCGUUGCGCUGCUCGACGCCGUCGGCGCCGCGCUCUGGAAGCAGGAGCAGGAGGCCCAGAACCGGCUGAGCAUGCGAGAGCUGGUCGGCAAAGCCGACGACAUGCUGUCCAACAUUGAGCGUCAAAUUCAAGGGGCCAGCGAUGCCCAGACGCUCAUCUUCGCGUAUGGUGUCUGCAUCUACAUCCAUACCCUCACGUCCGGAUGUCGCCCGGCGGUGCCAGAGAUACACGACACGCUCGAACGGUCUGUGCCGCUGUGGGAGGCGUCCUCAUUUGGCCACGGAGAGCUCAGGUCCAUGUCGUGGGCCUUUUGCGUCUCUGCAAGCUUGGCUACGGGCCAUCACCGCGCCGCGUUUUCCAACGUCUUGGCCGAGGCUGCCAUGGUAGACCCUUCCUCGACCACAGUAGCCUGCCUGAGAGCGCUGAGCGAAGAGUGCUGGAAGAUUCUGGACGGCGGAGGUGCGGACUGCAAUUGGAGGUUGGUGAUGCAGCACUUGAAGCCGAGUAUAUGGACAAUCUUUAUAUAG